GUUGUAAUGUGGAAAUGCGAAAAAUGCAGUGCAGCGGGUGUAACGCAAAUCAAGAAAAUUUAAAUCUAAAAAAUAUAGUGAUUCAUUUGUUUAAUUAAAAAAAAACGAAAUCGGCAAACAUCCAGACGGUUAAAGGCGCUAACCAUACAUACAUUGUUUAUGCAAUCCAACAUAAAAAUGUUGCUAGACGUCAACGUGCAAAGCCGGCGCUGUUGGAUGAACUCACAUUACUUCCUUUUCCACUAUUUUUCUGCUAUUACACUCGGCUUCAGCUAUAACAACAAUAACUGAAGAGCAGGACUAUUGUGACGUUGGAAGCUGUGAAUGUAUUGAAGACUUUGUGAUGUGUGACCUAAAAGAUUGCAGUGCCGAUAUAUUACACCUAAGCGGCUUUUUCAACACAACAGAGGAACUAUUUUCCAAUAACUGCGAAACAGAAGUACUAACAAAACACGGAAUUCUUUUCUUUCCUACCGCAAAGCAAGGAGAAUACUUAAAAAAGGUUUAUCCCAAAAAAUCAGAACUUACCAUGAAGAAUUGCUUGCAAACACCGACAACCUGGAGGCAAGCGAAACUGAGCUAUAAUGUGCUCGUGAAAAUCGACAGGCACACAAUGGGUUUUUCUAAAUCGCAUCACCAGUGGGACGUAUUCGUUACAGCUGGCCCAUCUAGAGGCUUUCUGCCAGUAAAACUUACGCUCGAUUUGAACGAGCUUGAGUAUUUAGAGGUAAGGCUCAUUUGCACCGGUUACGCAGAUGUGGCCCUACCGGUAGACGUUUUUCAUGCGCUGCACUCCGUGGAGAAUCUCAUACUUCAUGUGAGCGAUAAAGCUGGAGGCGUUGCUGCUUGGCGCAACUUAACAGCAACACAUUUUCGCGACCUGCAGAAACUAAAGCAUCUCGACUUGGCUGGCAACCGUAUGCGCACGCUAACGGUCGACCUUUUCACACCACUGCCAAAGUUGCUACACUUAAAUUUAUCUUUUAAUGCACUGCAGUCACUGCCCGCUGAGUUAUUGGUGGCGCAGCAGGAGCUCAUCACGCUGGACUUGAGCGGCAAUGAGUUGGAGGCGCUGCCGCGUAACUUUUUCAAAAACACAAAGUGGCUACAAGAGCUGCACUUAGCCCACAAUCGGCUGAGCGUACCUACGAAUGUGAUAGAAAAUGUCGGUGGGCUUUUCAGCUUACGUCAACUUGACCUUAGUCACAAUCGCUUUGAGGACCUGCUUGGCAGUGGUGUGUAUGAAAAUACCACAUUACUCGCAGGUCCACAAUAUCAGCCUUUUGACCGCGUUGUAUAUUUGGACAGAGAUAUGACGAUUAAUCUCAGCCAUAAUCGCAUAACGCGCUUCAGCUUUGAUUGGGUGGAAAAUGUUUACGACUGCAACUAUCACUACGAUCUCUCGCACAACAAUAUCACGCACGUACCAUUUUUAGCGGCAGCCACAUUUAAGACGCCGGAAAAUUGUCAAAGAAAAUGGACGCUGGCCCACAAUCCGCUGCAGUGCGAUUGCCAAAUGUCUUGGCUAGCGGNCUAUCACUACGAUCUCUCGCACAACAAUAUCACGCACGUGCCGUUUUUAGCGGCAGCCCCGUUUAAGACGCCGGAAAAUUGUCAAAGAAAAUGGAUGUUGGCCCACAAUCCGCUGCAGUGCGAUUGCCAAAUGUCUUGGCUAGCGAUUAACACGCAUAACUUUGAAGCCGACGACUGGCAAUGCGCCGCACCAUCGCCUUUGCUCACACGCCUUCCAAUAACACUCACGCGCGCUGAGCUUUGCAGCUGGACGCCCAAUGUGUGCCCCAGCGAAUGCACUUGCAACUACGAUUCUACAGAACUGAUAGUUAACUGUUCAGCCACGCAGCUGGUGGAAGUUCCACCGAUUCCGCGUCCCGAACAGGUGGGUCUGCUUAACUGUUCAGCCACGCAGCUGGUGGAAGUUCCACCGAUUCCGCGUCCCGAACAGGUGGGUCUGCGUAGCACUAGUCUUUACUUGAACAAUAAUACAAUAUAUCAACUGCCACGUAACACAAUAUUCGGUUAUGCGAAUGUGUCACGCCUUUACGUAGCACACAAUCGGCUGAUUACGAUAACCCCGUCUCACUUGCCGACCAACUUAACUAUUUUGGAUCUACGCGGCAACCAAUUGGAGCAUUUAAGUGACGACUUUCUACUAACCUAUCUCAGUGAGAACGGUACUCUCAAGCAGUUAUAUCUCUCCAAUAAUCCCUGGUUGUGUGAUUGCGCCGCGGAGCUGCUGUUGCGUGCCGUACGCAUACAAAGUGCGCGCAUACCGGACGCUUCCAUGCUUAUCUGCGCCAACUUGCCAAAUGUCAGCCUGAAGAGCGUCGACUUCGCGCAGGUUUGUGCCUCAGUUGACAUGCAGCGUAGUGCCCUCUUUAUCGCAUUACUCACAUUGGCGCUAAUGGUAAUUGUGCUCAUCAGCGGCAUUGCACUCUUCUACAAGUACAACUUGCAGGUCAAGAUAUGGCUUUAUGCCCAUCACAUAGAACUGUGCUCCAUCGACGAACAGGCUGGGAAUGAGAUGAACAAAAAGUUUGAUGCCUUCAUUUCGUACGCGCAUCAGCAGCAAGACUACGUUAAUCGUGUGCUGCUGCCGGGUCUCGAACGCGGUGUUCCUCCUUUUCGCAUUUGUAUACACGAACGCAAUUGGUUGGUGGGCGCCUACAUACCCGAGCAGAUUGUGGAGUCGGUGGAGCAAUCGCGUCGCACGAUUAUUGUGCUGUCGCAACAAUUUGUCGAAUCGGAUUGGGGUCGCAUGGAAUUUCGCAUGGCGCACCAGUGUGCGCUGAAUGAAGAGCGUGCGCGCAUAAUCAUCAUUAAGUAUGGUGAGCUCACAAAUAUAGCGGGUCUGGAUAAAGAGCUGCAAGCCUAUUUGCACAUGAAUACCUAUCUAGAGUGGAACGAUCCAAGAUUUUGGCAAAAGUUACGUUACGCUAUGCCACAUAAAAGCAGCGAGAUGAAACAAGCUGGUAUGCUGCAGUUGCCGAGUAGAGUGCGCUUCCAGCCAGGCGAGCAGCUGCAUUGGUUAAGGUAGCGGAACUAUGCAAUUGGA
Molecule: messenger RNA, 3073 nt
Organism: Rhagoletis zephyria (snowberry fruit fly)
Lineage: Eukaryota; Metazoa; Arthropoda; Insecta; Diptera; Tephritidae
Product: protein toll-like
Biological process (GO): signal transduction
Cellular component (GO): plasma membrane
Molecular function (GO): signaling receptor activity; protein binding
Source: RefSeq, a predicted model, not a curated record